Molecule: messenger RNA, 216 nt
Organism: Racocetra persica
Lineage: Eukaryota; Fungi; Glomeromycota; Glomeromycetes; Diversisporales; Gigasporaceae
Source: the annotation of a GenBank genome assembly
AUGAAUCCUUCUUUGCCGGAAGAAUGGAAAUCUUAUGUUGAUUUAAAUGGAAUAGUCUAUUAUUAUAAUACAAGAACUGGUAUAUCUCGGCAGAAUCCUCCUUACCAAAUGCAGUCAUUCCCCCAAAUUUCUAAUCAAAAUACCGAUACCAAUACCAAUAUUUUACACCAGAAUUCUCCUUACCAAAUGCCAAUUCCUCAACAUUAUAAUUCAAAU